Molecule: messenger RNA, 1356 nt
Organism: Carlito syrichta (Philippine tarsier)
Lineage: Eukaryota; Metazoa; Chordata; Mammalia; Primates; Tarsiidae
Gene: CPM
Product: carboxypeptidase M
Exons: 8
Coding region: 7-1338 (443 amino acids)
Biological process (GO): proteolysis
Cellular component (GO): cell surface
Molecular function (GO): zinc ion binding; metallocarboxypeptidase activity
Source: RefSeq, a predicted model, not a curated record
CAGAACAUGGACUUCGCGUGCCUCUGGCCAGGGCUGCUGCUGCCCUUGGUAGUUGCGCUGGAUUUCAGAUACCACCACCAGGAAGGGAUGGAAGCGUUUUUGAAGACUGUUGCCCAAAACUACAGUUCUAUCACUCACUUACACAGUAUUGGGAGAUCUGUGAAAGGCAGAAACCUGUGGGUUCUUGUUGUGGGACGGUUUCCAAAGGAACACAGAAUUGGGAUUCCAGAGUUCAAAUACGUGGCAAAUAUGCAUGGAGAUGAGACUGUUGGGCGGGAACUACUGCUCCAUCUGAUCGACUAUCUCGUAACCAGUGAUGGGAGAGACCCGGAAAUCACAGGCCUAAUCAACAGUACCCGGAUACACAUCAUGCCUUCCAUGAACCCAGAUGGAUUCGAAGCUGUCAAAAAGCCUGACUGUUAUUACAGUAACGGAAGGGAAAAUUAUAACCAGUAUGACCUGAAUAGAAAUUUUCCUGAUGCUUUUGAGUUUAAUAACGUCUCAAGACAGCCUGAAACUCUGGCAGUCAUGGAGUGGCUGAAAAAAAACACAUUUGUUCUCUCUGCGAACCUCCAUGGUGGUGCCCUUGUGGCCAGUUACCCAUUUGAUAAUGGUGUUCAAGCAACUGGGGCUUUACUCUCCCGAAGUCUAACUCCUGAUGAUGAUGUCUUCCAACAUCUCGCACAUACCUAUGCUUCAAGAAAUCCCAGCAUGAAGAAAGGAAAUCAGUGUAAAAAUAAAAUGAACUUUCCUGAUGGUGUUAUAAAUGGAUACUCCUGGUAUCCACUCCAAGGUGGAAUGCAAGAUUACAACUACAUCUGGGCCCAGUGUUUUGAAAUUACAUUGGAGCUGUCAUGCUGUAAAUAUCCUCUUGAGGAGAAGCUUCCAUCCUUCUGGAAUGUUAACAAAGCCUCAUUGAUUGAAUAUAUAAAACAAGUGCACCUAGGUGUAAAGGGUCAAAUUUUUGAUCAAAAUGGAAAUCCAUUACCCAAUGUAAUUGUGGAAGUCCAAGACAGGAAACAUGUCUGCCCCUAUAGAACCAACAAAUUUGGAGAGUAUUAUCUCCUUCUCUUGCCUGGGUCCUAUAUAAUAAACGUUACAGUCCCUGGACAUGAUCCACACCUCACAAAGGUGAUUAUUCCGGAGAAAGCCCAGAACUUCAGUGCCCUUAAAAAGGAUAUUCUACUUCCAUUCCAAGCGCAGUUGGAUUCUGUCCUGGUAUCAAAUCCUUCAUGCCCAAUGAUUCCCCUGUACAGAAAUUUGUUGAGCUACUCAGCUGCAACAAAGCCUAGUUUGUUCUUAUUUUUAGUGACUCUUUUGCACGUAUUUUUCAAAUAAAGUAAAAUGUGAACCUCA